AUGGACAGGAUUUGUUACCUGCUAGUUACCGUUUUGCUUCACGUUCAAGGGUAUGAAAGUUUUUCUCAGUGCUUGCGGGGGUGUAGUUGUAUAGAAGACCGUCAUGGAAGGUCUCUCAUAUGCAUGGAGGAGAAUGCGUUCGGGGCCAUUCCGGAGAACAUCCCGCACGAUAUGAGCAAAAUCCGAAUCGAAAAAUCCCACUUCACUGAAAUCAGGCGUGGGGCUUUCUCCAGAACACCCGCCUUAGAGAACUUGUGGUUGAACUUCAACAACAUCACCCUGAUCAACUCCAAAGCUCUGGAAGGUUUGGGCAACCUGACCGAGCUCCGCCUGCAAGGGAACAAGUUGCGCUCCAUGCCAUGGACGGCGUUCGAGGACACCCCGAGUCUAAAGAUCCUGGACCUGAAGCGCAACCAGCUAGAUGUGCUGCCGGAACAUGCGUUAAAGAAUUUGCCGGAUCUGACCUACUUAGACAUAUCCUUCAAUCGGCUUACGGUCAUAUCCAAGGAGGUCUUCCAAAACUGGCCCCUGUACCAAAAACUGCAGAGCGCAGAGAAGCAGGAGGCGAGCUCCUCCGGGCCGAACGUCGUCCUCGCGCUCCACGACAACCCCUGGCUUUGCGACUGCCGCCUCAAGGGCUUCGUGGAGUUCAUCCGCUCCCUCAGCCCCCCGAUUAUACUGAUGAACUCCUACUUGACCUGCUCCGGGCCGGAUUUUAGGGCGGGCAAGUUCUUCCACGAGGUCGAGCUGCAGACCUGCGCGAGGCCCGCGGUCACCGCCCCGUCGCCCAACGUCAGCCUGCCGCUCGGCGCCAACGCCACGCUGCGCUGCCUCGCCAAGGCUCGGCCGGACCCCGCGGUGUGGUGGACAUAUGGUCUGAAGAUAAUCAGAGGAUUUCAUGAGUCUCGGGAGAGAGUGGACGAAGACACGAUCAGAUCCGCCCUGAUCAUCCCUUCGCUCCACGCGGCCGACCGGGGCGUCUACACCUGCAGCGCCGUCAACUUCAUCGGAAACUCCUCGGUGAGCAUCCACGUGGACGUCGUCUCUCCCGACGGCUCACGCUCGCCUCCCCUCCCCGGCUCGCCGCCGGAUGACGAGAACGUCUACAUCGACAUCCGUAUCGCCAAACAGACGGUACGCGGCAUCGCCAUCGAGUGGUUCGCCGUUUUGGAUCACCCCGACCAGACGUGGUUCACCAUCCAUUUGGGUCGCGCCAACGCCGAAAAGAAAGAGACCAUCUACAUCGGGCCGGGCAUCCGUUCCUACUCCGUCUCUGACCUGAUGCCCGCCACCAAAUACGAGAUCUGCGUGACGCUCAAGAACCGGACGCCGCGGCCCGGCCAGUGCGUGGUGUUCGUCACCGGAAGCGACAUCACCGAGAUGGAGCAGCGGGAGAAGCUGAUCCACAUCGUGGUCAUCGUCCUGGCCAUGGUGCUGGCCGUGCCCGUCGGCAUGUACGCCUGCACCACCGACGCAAAGUUCACCUGCCUGGAGGGCCUGAUGGCGUUCUGGAAGAAGCGGCGCGGCGAAAGGGGAUCGGCCGGGUUGGCGCGCGAGAGGCAAGGCACCUUCGACAGCCUGCAGGCGGCCAGCGACGAGGGCCUGGUCCGCAAAGAGUCCAGUGAGGACCGGAAGGUGAGGUGGAGGUCAGAUGACAGGCCGCUUAAGAGCAAGGCCGACCACAGCAGAAUCACUGCAGAACUGUACUAA
This is a messenger RNA of Syngnathoides biaculeatus (alligator pipefish), 1710 nucleotides long. It is a transcript of the gene lrit2, whose product is annotated as leucine-rich repeat, immunoglobulin-like and transmembrane domains 2. The record is from RefSeq and is a predicted model, not a curated record. The coding region runs from base 1 to 1710 and encodes 569 amino acids. The transcript is spliced from 3 exons. NCBI's taxonomy places the organism in Eukaryota, Metazoa, Chordata, Actinopteri, Syngnathiformes, Syngnathidae. Gene Ontology annotation, molecular function: protein binding.